This is a messenger RNA of Trichechus manatus latirostris (Florida manatee), 3779 nucleotides long. It is a transcript of the gene CAMK4, whose product is annotated as calcium/calmodulin dependent protein kinase IV. Gene Ontology annotation, molecular function: calcium/calmodulin-dependent protein kinase activity; ATP binding; calmodulin binding. Gene Ontology annotation, biological process: protein phosphorylation. The record is from RefSeq and is a predicted model, not a curated record. The coding region runs from base 965 to 2083 and encodes 372 amino acids. The transcript is spliced from 9 exons. NCBI's taxonomy places the organism in Eukaryota, Metazoa, Chordata, Mammalia, Sirenia, Trichechidae.
AGAGAAUGAGAUCUUUGUUUUUCACUGUCCAUGCUUAUAAUGAAUCGGGGAUCCUUUCUCCACUAGCAGCCACCAUGGCCCAGCUCUUGUCCUCAUCUAAUCACAUUUUCAGUUCUUUGGCUAAAUGAAUCUUACAAAUAAUACCCCUUGAAAGAGUUCAGAAAAUGAACAGAUCAGCAAUAUGUAUGCCAUCUUUAUUUUCACGCAUAAAAGAGUAACAUAACAAUUGGAGAAUUUUGUUCCCCUCUAAUAAAGCAUUGGCUUUUUCUUUCUUUUGUGUGCCUACCUUAUUAAUAUGCCAUUGCUGAAAAAAGCCUGUGAAGAAAAUGCAUUGCUUUCCAAAGUCAUUUCAGUCUCCUUUGAGAGAGUAUCUGCCUCAGGAACAAUGUGAGGAUUCAAAUAAAUGAGGAACUUGAAUGGAGAAAAUAAAAUGUCCUCAGUAGCUCAGCUGUAGGCUGUGCCUAGACAAAGCCACUGAGGGAAAAGUUGAGCAAAAAGCUUUCUUGGAGCCAAAGAAGUGAAAUGAACAAAAUAAUUUUCAUGACCUUUUUUUUUACGAAUUGAGACAUCUACUUAAAGCAAAUAUUUUACCCAUUUCUCUGAGAAAGUGGUAGUGCCUAGGGCAAUGACCUGUGAUGCUUAAGAUGCAAAGGCCUAAAACUUAAUAUAUGAAUUAGGGAUGCAUCUAGCUAUAAACAGCAGAAAAUAUGAAUAUGGUGGUCUAAAUAAAUAUUUUUCUUAUGUUAUGAGGAAUCAGAAGGCAGGCAGUUGCUCGCACUGGUUCAGCUGCUCAGUGACUCCAUCCAGGACCAAGCACUCUCCACCCUUUGUCCCACCAUCCUCAGUGCAUUGGCUUUCUUCCUCAUGCUUUCCCCUCACAGUCCCAAAAUGGCUGCUUCUGUCUUCCCCCGCCAUUGGAUCUAUAUUCAAGACAGGAAGAACAUGAAAGAGCCUCCCAGGGAGUAUGAUAAAACUUAAAGAGAUAUUUGAAACCCCUACAGAAAUCAGUCUGGUCCUAGAACUCGUCACAGGAGGAGAGCUGUUUGACAGGAUUGUGGAAAAAGGAUAUUAUAGUGAGCGAGAUGCUGCAGAUGCUGUUAAACAAAUCCUGGAGGCAGUCGCUUACCUACAUGAAAAUGGGAUUGUCCAUCGUGAUCUUAAACCAGAGAAUCUUCUCUAUGCAACUCCAGCCCCAGAUGCACCACUCAAAAUUGCUGAUUUUGGACUCUCUAAAAUUGUGGAACAUCAAGUGCUCAUGAAGACAGUAUGUGGAACCCCAGGGUACUGCGCUCCUGAAAUUCUCAGAGGCUGUGCCUAUGGACCUGAGGUGGACAUGUGGUCUGUAGGAAUAAUCACCUAUAUCUUACUUUGUGGAUUUGAACCAUUUUAUGAUGAAAGAGGAGAUCAGUUCAUGUUCAGGAGAAUUCUGAAUUGUGAAUAUUACUUUAUCUCCCCGUGGUGGGAUGAAGUAUCUCUAAAUGCCAAGGAUUUGGUCAGAAAAUUAAUUGUUUUGGAUCCUAAGAAACGGCUGACUACCUUUCAAGCUCUCCAACACCCGUGGGUCACAGGAAAAGCAGCCAAUUUUGUACACAUGGAUACUGCACAAAAGAAGCUCCAAGAAUUUAAUGCCCGGCGCAAGCUUAAGGCAGCAGUGAAGGCGGUGGUGGCCUCUUCCCGACUGGGAAGUGCCAGCAGUCACAGCAGCAUCCAGGAGAGCCAGAAAGCCAGCCGAGACCCAUCCCCAGUCCAAGAUGGCAACCAGGACAUCAAAGCUAUUGCAGAGGAAGAGAACGUUCCAGGAGAUGGGGCCCAAGUGUCAUUUGAGGGGGCAGAGGCUGAGCUGAUGAAGGAGCAGGCCUUAGGGGAAAUUAAAGAUGUAGAUAUAAAUGCUGCUGAGGCCACCAAGAUGGCACCAGAAGCACUGGAUGAUGGGAUAAAGGUGGCUGAGCCGGAAAUAGAAGAGGGCCUAACAGAGGAAAAGCUGAAGACGGUGGAGGAAGCAGCAGACCUUAAAGAAGCGCAGGAAAACCCUGAUCUGGAACUUGGAGCUCAACAGUAUGAUGUAAACCUGCCAGAGUACUAAACGGUUUCCUUCAGAUCUGGAAGCCAAACCCUGGCAUUUUAUGCACUUUGUCCUUCAGCAAGGAAGAUGUGGAAGCAUGAUAUUCACUAUAGUGAUUCUGUUUUUGAGGUGCAAAAAAAAUACAUAUAUAUCAGUUGGUAAUCCUAGCUUCAAUGCAUGUGACUGCUUUAUGAAAAUACUAGUGUCUUCUAUGGCAUGUAAUGGAUAACUAAUACUGAUGAGUUAGAUUUGAAAUUGCAAGUAAACACAUCACCACUUUUAAACACUGAGACAUUUUCUGAGACCCAGUGGCACACAUUUGAAGUAAAUAAUAACCAAUUGUUUUUGCUUUGCAAAUCUAGCCAUCCUAUAUCCUCUGGAUUUCUUCACAAGGCAGUAAUUCUUUCGGACUACUGCUCAGCUAAUACCAGGUAGUAUUACAUCCUACAAGAUGUGUUCCCAUAACAUUCUCAACGUUUUACUUUUCGUCAUUAUUGUAUUCAAACCAUUCACAAGGAGAUGAUUAUAGGUUAUAGUCAUACAGUACAGCAAAAAACAUUCCACUCAUAGGUAAGAAAUUGAACCGUUUUUAAGGGCUGUGAAACUGUAUGACCCUAAAGCUUGUGUGGAGAAUGCCUUAUUAGUUUAUCUUUAUUUAUAUGUGCUAUAUUAAUAACAGAGCCCUGGUGGCAAAGUAAGUGCUACAGUUGCUCACCAAAAGGUCGGCAGUUCGAAACCACCAGAGCUGCUCCUUGGAAACUCUAUGGAGCAGUUCUACUCUGUCCUAUAGGGCCGCUGUGAGUCGGAAUUGACUCAACAGCAACAGGUUUCGGUUUUUUUUAUAUUAAUGGUAACCAAAACUGUUCUUCCAUAAAAUUCUGCCAUUUUACAAUGUUGGAGAAAGUAUUUACAAACUCAUGUUGAGGAACGCAUUCUUCUCUUCACCUCUCUCUAAUCUUCUGAUGAAAAAAACCUAGGUAGAGGGAAAGACACUGAGGGAAGAAAAAGAAGAUUGGGACUUAGACUAAGGACUGAGACUUGUCAUUUCUUAGAAACAAUUGUAUUUAUUCAUGAGCUUUUACAACUUUACAAAUAGGAACAUUUUUAUGGAUAAAUUCUAUAAUGAGCAAGUUUCAAAUAUUUUUAAAAAAAUCUAUUCCACAGGCUGGUGCAAAAAUGGCUGAAUAGAGUGGGAAUAACAUUCCAUUUUACGAUCAUUGUUGACUUUGCUAGAAUAAGAACUACAUUGUUUCUUAUAAGAGCCUUUUCUUCCUUGGAUUGAUGGUUAUCUAGAUAUACCACAUAUGAACUAAAGAUAUUUCUGAAAAGCUAGUGUAUCUUUUUUUCAUACUUGGACUAGAAGUGCCCAUAUUUUACAAUGUAGUUUUGAAAGUUUCCAUGUCAAAAGAUUUAGAACAAUGCAACUUCUUAUUCAUCUUUAAAAAAUAAAAACAAACAAACAACAAAAUCACUGAUUUCAAAUGACUCCUGAGAAGCUGGAACAUUAGACCUAAUAUUUUUAUAAUAUUUUUGAGAAGAAAUCUAACUUCUCUUUGAUUUAAAUAGCAACAACUUUCCCUUACAAAAAUCACACCAAUUCAAGUAUCCUAGAGUUGUUUCUAGUUUGAGUUGAAAUGGACAUUUUAUCAAAUUUAUUAUGUAUCACGUUUUUUAUAAAUUUCCUUAAUUUAAAAAAAAAAAGAUUGUUUUUAAAGAC